GGUAUAACUAAACCUGCAAUUAAGAGAUUAGCUAGACAUGGAGGUGUUAAGCGUAUUUCCGGUCUCGUAUACGAAGAAACUCGAAGUGUAUUAAAAGUUUUUCUUGAAGAUGUGAUUAAAGAUGCUAUUACUUAUACAGAUUUAUGCACUCAAAAGGAAGAGUAUGACUGUUUAUGGAUUUAA
This is a messenger RNA of Entrophospora candida, 183 nucleotides long. The record is from the annotation of a GenBank genome assembly. NCBI's taxonomy places the organism in Eukaryota, Fungi, Glomeromycota, Glomeromycetes, Entrophosporales, Entrophosporaceae.